Babesia ovata is the source of this 2013-nucleotide messenger RNA. RefSeq names its product RAP, putative. The transcript has 7 exons. Bases 1 to 2013 code for a protein of 670 amino acids. The record is from RefSeq and is a predicted model, not a curated record. Lineage: Eukaryota; Apicomplexa; Aconoidasida; Piroplasmida; Babesiidae.
AUGUCACGCGAUGAUGAUGCGGCAAAAGAAGACGAAGCAACGGAGCAGCCAUCCAUGCCCAGAAAUGUUGAAACUGAAAAUGGCACUACCACUGGUAUGCACAAGCAAUCCAUGAUGGGUAAUCGGAUUGUGAGGAGAUCAAGGUCUAGAAGAAUCCUUGGCAAACCAAAGACGGUUGCAGACGUCAUCAGGCGACGCAUGAUUCCACAACCUCCGUCACUUAGGGAAACUGAUCGUUUGAUAGCAAGGAAGCCAUGGAAACGAAUGGGCAUACCGUCCAUCAUUAAACAGGAGAGGCAAAAGAUAGAGGAGACUGAUGCAUUCCUGGACGAGUAUUUCCAUUCAUAUCUCAUCAAAAAAGGAACCGAUGCGGGACUGCGCUGCGGCGUGAAGACUGUGGACGCAAAGCUCUUCCAAAAUAGUCAGAACAGCUCACAGAAAGGGUCUAGCAGUGGCGACGUAAAUCGGACGCCUACAUAUAAAUACGAUGCUGACGAAUUGUUGCAAAUAUGGAACACGAAGGGGGGGCACUUCUACACCAGCAUGCCCAAAACGGUUGCCAUGCUGCAGAUUGUGAGACGCAUUGCGGUAGAUUCAAAAGCCGAUGUGGAAAUGAUCAAGCGUAUCCGGGACCAUGUCUGUUUCAAGCGGAUAGUAGGUAGCGUUGUUCGGCACAUGAAGUACCUUACACGAAUUGAGCUGCCGAGCCACCUCAAAAACUACCCCAAACUCAUGAAAAUGGUGCCCAAAUUCAACAAUGAACAAAUGGUCACGAUUUUCACCGUGCUGGCGUAUUUCCGCUUCAGCAACGAAAAGGUUCUCGACGCCAUGCUGCAGUACUCGAAACCCUACAAAGAAUUCACGCCGGAAGAAAUGAGAUCUGUGAUUAUAUCGUGCAUCAAAAUGGGUGCCGAUGCUUCGCAGAUAGUGGGUGAUUACGUCGAUAAACUGAAGGCAGAAAUCAUGCAACCGGUACAACCGAAGGGAAGCCCGCAGCAGGAGAUGGAUCUAUACCUAGAUGUGCUGCGUAUAUGCAGCCAGACGGAUCACAUGGAUAACGAACUGUUCAAGCAUAUAGCGCAAUUUGUAAUGCAACAAGAGCAGAUGCCCGUGGAGACGGCAAUAGGAGCUGCAUGCCUGUUCGCAGAGGUACACCAUAUCGAUGAGGAGCUGUACCAGCACCUGUACUCGAUGAUGACGAACAAUAUUGAUGCCAUAAGAGGUAAAAAUGUAGUUACGAAACUGGUCACGGGGCUGGCCAUGUGUCACUCCAAGCCCCCUAAAAAACUGGUUGAUCACUUGGCCAAUUCGGUUCUCAAGGACAUCAAAACAUACAGCUUGGUUGAGCUGACUGCGACGCUUAGGAACCUUGCGCUGAUGGAUAGCUACAAUGAUGCCCUCUGCGACAAAGUCUUCAACCUAGAACUCUUCACGAACCCACCCUCGGUCAAGGUUCUGCAACAAAUCAACCUUAAACUGAACCAGAAGAAGACUGUCUAUGCGGCAUACCUGCAUCCAACGGCAACGAGCACGCUAAAUGUGGUGUUCGGGAAUGCCUACCAGGCGUACCUCGGGUACCAAUUACUGGGUAAAACUCAGAAUAAAUUCGAGCUGCCGAAAGAAGCGGUGGGCAAGCUGAAGGACAUCUACACGGCGAGCGCCAAAAACUGGACUUUUGGUUCAUCGUCGUUCCACAUACAAGUGCUAGACCUGCUCAAAGAGGCAUUUGGAAUUGAGUCUGAAAUUGAGCACAUAACCAGUGACGGGCUUCUUGUGGACAUAGCCAUACUGCCAUCCAGUCUGGCGAAGUUUACGGAACAAAUUGGCGCUAAGGACUUUCUGAAGGACAAGAAAUGCGCCAUUGAGGUGCAUGGACCUUUCCACUACCUGCAGAAGUCCACGGAUCUAUUCCCACCGCCACUGAACAACACAACGGUAUUCAAGGAAAGGCUGUUGAGAGCGCAAGGCUGGGAUGUCGCACACCUUCACUACUGGUCACUCGUCCCAUGGUAA